Pogoniulus pusillus (Red-fronted tinkerbird) is the source of this 1533-nucleotide messenger RNA. Its product is annotated as nascent polypeptide-associated complex subunit alpha, muscle-specific form-like. NCBI's taxonomy places the organism in Eukaryota, Metazoa, Chordata, Aves, Piciformes, Lybiidae. The coding region runs from base 1 to 1533 and encodes 510 amino acids. The transcript has a single exon. The record is from RefSeq and is a predicted model, not a curated record.
AUGCAUCACUCUGCCGCCCAGGCGAGGCUCCCUCGCUGCGCCUGCAUCGCCCUGCCGCCCGGCGAGGCUCCCUCGCUGCGCCUGCAUCGCCCUGCCGCCCGGCGAGGCUCCCUCGCUGCGCCUGCGCUGCCUGCUGCCCGGCGAGGCUCCCUCGCUGCGCCUGCAUCGCCACGCUGCCCGGCGAGGCUCCCUCGCUGCGCCUGCAUCGCCCUGCUGCCCGGCGAGGCUCCCUCACUGCGCCUGCAUCGCCCUGCCGCCCGGCGAGGCUCCCUCGCUGCGCCUGCAUCGCCCUGCAGCCCGGCGAGGCUCCCUCACUGCGCAUGCGCUGCCUGCUGCCCGGUGAGGCUCCCUCGCUGCGCCUGCAUCGCCCUGCUGCCCGGCGAGGCUCCCUCGCUGCGCCUGCAUCGCCACGCUGCCCGGCGAGGCUCCCUCGCUGCGCCUGCAUCGCCACGCUGCCCGGCGAGGCUCCCUCGCUGCGCCUGCAUCGCCACGCUGCCCGGCGAGGCUCCCUCGCUGCGCCUGCAUCGCCCUGCAGCCCGGCGAGGCUCCCUCGCUGCGCAUGCGCCGCCUGCUGCCCGGCGAGGCUCCCUCACUGCGCCUGCAUCGCCCUGCAGCCCGGCGAGGCUCCCUCGCUGCGCCUGCAUCGCCCUGCAGCCCGGCGAGGCUCCCUCGCUGCGCAUGCGCCGCCUGCUGCCCGGCGAGGCUCCCUCACUGCGCCUGCAUCGCCACGCUGCCCGGCGAGGCUCCCUCGCUGCGCCUGCAUCGCCCUGCAGCCCGGCGAGGCUCCCUCGCUGCGCAUGCGCUGCCUGCUGCCCGGCGAGGCUCCCUCACUGCGCCUGCAUCGCCCUGCAGCCCGGCGAGGCUCCCUCACUGCGCCUGCAUCGCCCUGCUGCCCGGCGAGGCUCCCUCGCUGCGCCUGCAUCGCCCUGCAGCCCGGCGAGGCUCCCUCGCUGCGCCUGCAUCGCCCUGCAGCCCGGCGAGGCUCCCUCGCUGCGCAUGCGCUGCCUGCUGCCCGGCGAGGCUCCCUCGCUGCGCCUGCAUCGCCCUGCAGCCCGGCGAGGCUCCCUCACUGCGCAUGCGCUGCCUGCUGCCCGGCGAGGCUCCCUCGCUGCGCCUGCAUCGCCCUGCUGCCCGGCGAGGCUCCCUCAGUGCGCCUGCGCUGCCUGCUGCCCGGCGAGGCUCCCUCGCUGCGCCUGCAUCGCCCUGCAGCCCGGCGAGGCUCCCUCAGUGCGCCUGCGCUGCCUGCUGCCCGGCGAGGCUCCCUCGCUGCGCCUGCAUCGCCCUGCAGCCCGGCGAGGCUCCCUCACUGCGCAUGCGCCGCCUGCUGCCCGGCGAGGCUCCCUCGCUGCGCCUGCAUCGCCCUGCAGCCCGGCGAGGCUCCCUCAGUGCGCCUGCGCUGCCUGCUGCCCGGCGAGGCUCCCUCGCUGCGCCUGCAUCGCCCUGCAGCCCGGCGAGGCUCCCUCGCUGCGCAUGCGCCGCCUGCUGCCCGGCGAGGCUCCCUCACUGCGCAUGCGCCGCCUGCAAACUUGCUGA